This is a messenger RNA of Bactrocera dorsalis (oriental fruit fly), 2078 nucleotides long. Its product is annotated as arginine kinase. The transcript has 4 exons. The coding region runs from base 471 to 1841 and encodes 456 amino acids. Gene Ontology annotation, biological process: phosphocreatine biosynthetic process. The record is from RefSeq and is a predicted model, not a curated record. Gene Ontology annotation, molecular function: creatine kinase activity. Lineage: Eukaryota; Metazoa; Arthropoda; Insecta; Diptera; Tephritidae.
ACCACAUAUACACGCAUUUACACAUUGUGUUAUAUAACAACAACACAAACAUGUCUAGCAUGGCCGACGUCGUGCUGCUAACAACUGCAACUCCAUUACCUUGCAUGCCGUUUUCACUCAGUCCGUUGCGUUUGAUCGAUAGAGCCGUGUUUUUAUGGCGCACAAUUUCGUUUUGAGAUUUUGAAAUCUUUUCAAAAACGAAUACAAGUGAAUGUUUAAUUUUUUUAGGCAGCUAAAAUUUCAGUUUUUCUUAUUUAUGCCAGUUGUAAAGAGCGUCGUGAAACUACGGUCUAAUUUUGCAGUUGUGUUUGAUUAGUAUUAAAACGAAAUUCACAAAUAACACUUUUUAAUUUUAAACUUAAAUUCUAUAUUCAUUGGUUAUAAAAUAAAGUAAAAGAGUUUGUUGUUGUCAUUGAAAGAAAGCGACAAAUCCCGCAUUUUUUUCAGUCGAGCUCAAGCUUGCGUUCAACAUGUCUUCGAUUGAAUCCAAACGAGUGCAGUACCGCAAGUACUUGGAGCGCGCCGGUGUUAUAGACGCACUCAGCAAGGCGUUAAUUAAACUCUAUGAAGAACAGAAUAAACCAGAUGAUGCCAUACGCUUUGUGCGUAAAUUUAUGUGUGAGUCUUGCCCGGAUGAUGAUCAAUUCGACAUGAUGAAAGCCGAUCUUGAUGAAGCCAAUAAGACCAUAGCACGGCUGGAGCAAGAAUUGGAACGUUUGCGCAGUCAAAUCAAGAAGACACCCGAGGAGAUCGCUGAGUUAUUGGAAGAGGGCUUCAAGAGUCUGACGGAGGAUGAAGAGUACAAUAACUCACUGUUACGCAAAUAUUUGACGCGUGAAGUGUUGGACGAGUAUAUGAUGACGACAACUGCAGCGCCCACUGAAGCCAAUCUUUUCGAUUGCAUACAAUCGGGUACAACACAUCACGACUCCAGUUGUGGCGUUUAUGCUGCUGAUGCCGAUUCGUAUGAUGUCUUCACCAAACUCUUCGAUCCGGUUAUACGCGACUAUCACGGUCAAUUGGAAAAUGAGAGCGAUAUACUACAAAAGGAAACCGAUUGGGGCAAUGUAGAUGAGAUUGAAAACUUGGAUCCGGAACGCAAAUAUAUACUGUCGGCAAGAAUUCGCACAGCGCGCAAUCUGGAAGGUUAUCCGUAUUUCCCGAAAUUGCGUGAGAAACAGUAUAUUGAAAUAGAGGAGAAAGUGCGUUCUGCUGCUGAGGGUUUGGAUGGUGAGCUAACUGGCGCUUACUACACCAUGGGCGAGAUCGAGCCAGAUAUUCAACGUGAAAUGGUCGCACGCCAUAUAUUGUUCAAACGUGGCGAUGAAUACUUAACCACUGCAGGUUGUUAUCGUUUUUGGCCUACCGGCCGUGGUAUAUUCCACAAUCCGGCUGAAACAUUUCUAAUUUGGGUUAAUGAGGAGGAUCAUUUGCGUAUAAUAUCGAUGGCUAAGUGCGGUGAUUUAGGCGACGUCUAUAAUCGUUUGGUUACGGGCAUAACCGAAUUGGAGAAGUCAUUGCAAUUUGCGCGUCAUCCGCGCUACGGCAACUUGACAGCUUGCCCCACUAAUCUUGGCACCACGCUUCGUGCUUCGGUACAUAUUCGCUUGCCAUUGCUGUCCGCGCAGGAGGAUAAGCUCAAGGCCAUGGCGGAUGAGUUGAGUUUGCAAAUACGUGGCACAGGUGGUGAGCAUACACAAAUAGAGGAUGGUGUUAUGGAUAUAUCGAAUAGACGUCGCUUGGGUUUUAGCGAAUUUGAAUUGGUCAAAUCGCUACAGGAGGGCAUAGUCGCAUUGAUUGCCGCUGAAGAGGAGCUUGAAGCUGGCGGUGGUGAGGAUUAAGCGCAUUAAAACCCUCUAUGAGUUUUUAAAACACUUAAGAUUCUGCUGACAAAUUUGAACCAUACUUCUGCAGCAACAACAGCAAGUAAAAUAAACUUAAUUUGACACUAAUCUUAUUUAUAAAAUUGUUUAAUGUUUUAGCGCAAUAUUUUCUGUUAUCCAUUCAAGUUUUAACUAUGACUGAAUUCAUGAAACUCGCACUAAUAAACUCUGAAAUCACUUGUUUCUCAUAGUAAA